Sinocyclocheilus grahami is the source of this 1425-nucleotide messenger RNA. Its product is annotated as syntaxin 1A (brain). The record is from RefSeq and is a predicted model, not a curated record. Lineage: Eukaryota; Metazoa; Chordata; Actinopteri; Cypriniformes; Cyprinidae. The transcript is spliced from 10 exons. Gene Ontology annotation, cellular component: endomembrane system; plasma membrane; SNARE complex. Gene Ontology annotation, molecular function: SNAP receptor activity; SNARE binding. Gene Ontology annotation, biological process: exocytosis; vesicle fusion; intracellular protein transport. Bases 40 to 912 code for a protein of 290 amino acids.
UCUGCGAGCGAUAAACGCGCCACACUGACUCAAUGCAACAUGAAGGACCGCACACAAGAGCUCAGACAUGGAAAAGACCCAGAAGACGUGGACGAGGUGGCCGUCGGUAUUGAAAAGGGUUUCAUGGACGAGUUCUUUGAGCAGGUAGAGGAGAUUCAAGGGUUCAUUGACUCUCUGGCAGAGAAAGUAGAAGAAGUGAAAAUAAACCACAGCGCCAUCCUGGCCUCUCCAAACCCAGACGAGAAAACAAAAGCAGAUUUGGAGGAGUUGAUGACAGAUAUCAAGAAGUUGGCUAAUAAAUUACGCUCCAAGUUAAAGAAUAUCCAGCAGACCAUAGAGCAGGAGGAGGCACUAAACCAUUCAAAACAUCCAUCAGCUGAUCUGAGGAUACGGAAAACACAGCACUCCACCCUGUCACGUAAAUUUGUGGAGGUGAUGACGGAAUAUAAUGCAACGCAGUCAGAUUACAGGGAACGCUGUAAAGGACGGAUACAGAGACAGCUGGAGAUCACGGGGAGAAAUACAACAAAUGAGGAGUUGGAGAGCAUGUUAGAAAGUAACAACCCCUCCAUCUUCACUUCAGGGAUCAUCAUGGACUGCAACAUCAGUGAACAGGCCAUGAAUGAGAUUGAGACGCGGCAUAAUGAAAUCAUCAAACUGGAGAACAGCAUCCGUGAGCUGCAUGAUAUGUUCAUGGAUAUGGCCAUGCUGGUGGAGAGCCAGGGAGAUAUGAUAGACCGUAUAGAGUAUAAUGUGGAUCAUUCAGUGGAUUACAUUAAGGAUGCAUUGUUAAACACCAAGAAGGCUGUAAAGUACCAGAGUAAAGCGCAAAGGAAGAAAAUCAUGAUUAUUAUCUGUUGUGUGCUGCUGGGAAUCGUUGUUGCUUCUAUCAUUGGUGGUGUGUUGUCCUGAAUGACACACGUACAGUGUGAUGUGUUUAGAGCAGAUAAUAAAGAGAAUGUUUGUUUGUUUCAUCAAACCUGAGCAAAAGUCAUGUAGUGUAUUCUAGCCUUUAUUCUGGCUAUUGUAGGUCAUUGUAUUUUUUCAAGAAUUAAAACACAGGUCGCCUCUGAACAAAACAAAAUGUAUCAUCUGUCAGUGUGAUACUUUGAGGCUCUUUGAAGCAAACAAAUUCUCUCAAUCUAUAUAGCGAUAAACAGAAAGCAGUGUGUGCCGUUAUCAUUAAUGAGCCACUAGUCUUCUUUAAAUUGCAAAUAAAGAUCUGUCUUUGUUUUAUUCUGUUGUUGCAAGUAAAGUUCCAGUUUAUUCACACCUCAGAUUAUUUCCAGAUGUUUGUGUGCUUCAUAUACACGUGAAUGUCUAAAGAAAACAUGCAUUACUCGAUUUUAAAGUCCUCUAAUUCAUUAUAAGUAAAGUGCUGUAUAGACAUGUUUCAGAGGACAUCCUCUCCAUCUGCUCUGCGAG